Molecule: messenger RNA, 1188 nt
Organism: Lachnellula hyalina
Lineage: Eukaryota; Fungi; Ascomycota; Leotiomycetes; Helotiales; Lachnaceae
Product: putative FAD-dependent monooxygenase
Exons: 1
Coding region: 1-1188 (395 amino acids)
Molecular function (GO): FAD binding
Source: RefSeq, a predicted model, not a curated record
AUGGCAGCAUACGCGCACUAUACAAGUCCCGUUUUAAUUGUAGGUGCUGGUAUCUCUGGACUCACCCUCGCCCAAGGGCUUCGUCGCCGAUCUAUCCCAUUCCGACUCUUCGAACGCCAUGCUCAGUCCCACAGCUCCCAAGGCCACCGCUUGCGCAUUUCCUCUGACAGCGUAGCAGCGCUUACUAGCGUCCUUCUACCCCAAUGCAAAGACCUAUUCGCAUCUACUGCCGCUCAGGGAGGACGAUUCCAACCGCGAUAUGUGGACGCCAAGGGGUUUGAAUUUGAGAAACCAACGCCGGACUCACAUCCGCAGAGUAUGCCCGUGGACCGGACGAGGCUACGGCGCUUGAUGAUGGUAGGAAUUGAAGAUACGAUUGAGUACGAAAAGGACUUUGCUUCGUAUGAAGUUUCGGAAAAUGACGUUCACGUAACCUUUGCGGAUGGCUCUUCGGCACAGGGUCGGUUACUUGUAGGCGCGGAUGGUAUCAAGAGCCGUGUUAGGAGAGUACUUCAACCAAAUCUUAGGCUUCUUGACCUAGAGCGCUGGAUCGUGUGGGGCAGGACGCUGCUAACGGAACGUCUUCGUGGACAAUUGACUGAGGACCAAUUGUCAUGGUUCAUGGCGCUUGAUAAAGAGGCUAAUGUCCAAGUUGUCGUUGAGCCUAUGACAUGGACAAAGAGUGCAAAGGAGAAGUUAGGAAACAUGCUUCCAAACCCUCAGGACUAUCUAUACUUCGCUUUAUGUCUAGCACCAGGUCGACAUUUACCAAAGACAGCUCAAGAAAGGAAAGAACUUAUAGGGACAGUAACAAAAGCAUGGCAUCCAGCUCUCAGAUUGGUGUUUGAUGAAGCCUCUUACGAGCUUUCAGCCUGCAUCCCUGUCCUUUCUAGCAAACCAGAUAUCGAAAUCCAUUCAUCAAGCCAGAACGCUAAAGUCACUCUUAUAGGUGAUUCGGCUCAUGCGAUGAGUCCCAUGGGGGGCGCUGGUGGAAAUACUGCAAUUUUGAAUGCAGUGGAUUUAGUAGAAACUAUUAGCCAGUAUGGAUUAACCACCUCAGAGAUUAUCCGGGAAUUCGAAGCUCGAAUGGAGAAGAGAGCGAAGGACAACAUCGAGCAUUCCUUUAAAGGGGGCCAGAAGUUUUGGAAGGGGAAAGAAUGGUUUGAAUACCAGGAGAUCAAUGUUUAA